AGAGGACCCAGAAGGGCAAGUGAGCCAGGACGAGUCGUCUUGCUCACGGAUGAACGCGCAGAUGCGAAGGAAACAAUCGCCAUCGACACCAGCCCCACUCUCGGUGCAGCUUCUCACCUGGAGAAUGUCGAUCCCGGCGUUUGGUCGGAAUCCUUCUCUCCGAGAGAGUCUACCAAAGCCACGGAGGCAAUAGCGAAUGGCACAUCUGAGGCCUUGCCAACCAUGCAAGUGAUCGGUCUGCUUUAUUACAGCAUUAUGCGUGAUUGGGAGCUUGGCCUACUCUGCCUUGCUGCCUGGGUCGAGCUCAACCGGUCUCUCUUUCGCACUAAGGCCAGACAAUUGACCUAG
Messenger RNA from Protopolystoma xenopodis, 348 nucleotides. The record is from the annotation of a GenBank genome assembly. Lineage: Eukaryota; Metazoa; Platyhelminthes; Monogenea; Polystomatidea; Polystomatidae.